UAGCUAUCAGAACCAUGUUAGUACUGAAACCCGCAAUUUGCGUAAUGAAAAACAGCAUGAGAUGUAAGACAGCCCGAAUGAAUAAAUGAUUUACAAUAUCAACGUGUCUUAGAAAUAAACUAAUUCAAUGAGAAUAAUCACGUGUAUUAUAAAAAUUUAACAGUCAUGGAUAUUGACAAUAAAAAUGAGGGAUUUUCCUUUGGUUUUACUACUGCCAGUGGCAGUGCUAUUAAUGUUUCUGAGAAAGCUUUAUUAAAAGCAAAGAACUUGUUUAUAGAAGAAUUGAAAGAAACAAGCAGUCAUGAAGAAGUUAGUAAAGUUGAAACAAAUAUUAAUGAGUCUCAUGUACAGUUAUCAAAUGUUGGAUUUCAAACAGCAAGUGGCAAAAGUAUUAACGUAACAAACGAAGCGUUAUUAAAAGCAGAAACAUUACUGUCAAGUGAAAUGACAGAAAAUGCACAAAAUAUCAGACCCUCAAUUAAUUACAAAACUGCCAGAUGUAAUUUAGAUACUAUUUUUGAUGAAGAUUUAGUAAAGGUAGAACAACAAUCUGAAAGUACAAUGAAAAAAGAAAGUAACAAAGAUAAUGCAUUUAUAAUAAAUAAUGGAUUUAAGACUGCAAGUGGUAAACGUUUGAAAGUAACAGAACAAGCAUUACAAAAAGCACAUGCAAUGCUUUCUGAAAGUAUUAUAGAAAGUACUGACAAUACGUGUUCAAAUGCUUUAAAAAUUGAUAAUGAUAAUUUACAUAACAUAAUGAAACAUAAAUCUUUAAGUACAAGAAUUACAGAGAAAUUCAAAGAAACAUGUGCAAGUGAGAAAGAUACUGUUAAACAUGAAUUACAAAAUAUUGAAUUUCAGACUGCAAGUGGACAAUCUAUAAAUGUCACAAAAGAAGCCUUAUUGAAAUCAAAUGCAUUAUUUUCUGAAGAUAUGAUGGAAGAUUUGGAAAAAUCACCUCCAUUAACUAAAUCACUACCUAAACGUAAAAUUAAAGAUGUAGAUAAUGAUGAGAUGUCUUUUAAUAAAGUGAAAUCAACUAAUCACUUUAAAAAAUUACGAUUUAGUAAUGAAUUUCAAGUUCAAACACCUAUUUGCAACAAUUCAAUUAAUGCAGAAGAAAAGGAAAAUCAAAAUGUGACAUCAGUACCAUCAAAAGUUUUAAUUUUAGAUUGUGAUGCCAAUAAGUCAAUAAAUAAUAAUCAAAUAACUGAAACAAAUGAAAAUAACAUUGAAGGAAACAAUAAAUCCCUUAAUUCUUUAAUUUCUCAUGAAAUUGAAGCUAGUACUGUUGCGCUCUUAGCUGAUGAAAAAGAUGCUUUUGAUGAAUGGGUUACUCCUGUAAAAAGCAAAGAAAGUGAAGAUACUUUAAAUGUACCAUCUAGUCCUGUAAUAGGAGGACAAUUUAUUCCUAAAAAACGAAAAAAUGUAAAUAAUAAAAGAAAAAGUACAAAUGCUGUAAAGAACAUGGAGAAUAAGCAUCUAUGUGCAAAUACCAUAAAUCAGUUAAAUGAUGAUUGUGUAAAUUCAAAUGACUUCAUAAAUAAGUGUACAAUAAAAAAGGAAGAAUCAAUGAAUAAAACAAAUACAUGUGAUAUUGCAGUUACCAAUGAAUUUAAUGAUACUCAAUUAAUGUUAGAAUUCAUAAAUCAGUCUGAAGAUAUUUUAGAAAAACGUUUUCAAGCUACUUUGGAACAAGAUAAACAAAUUAUUUUAAAGGAGAGAUGUAAACCUAAACCAAUGAUAGGGACAUUAUAUUUGUAUAGGAAAACCAAUAAUAAAAAUCGUUUAUCAUGGAAAGAAAUUAGUAAAGGAAAUAAACCAGUACUGUGUACAAGUAAAGAGCUUACAGAACGAAAAUUACCACUUGAAAUACUUGAUAUAACAGCUCAUAAUGCAAUAACAUUUAAAUUUCGAUGUACAGAUUUUUAUGGACAAGAUGUUGUACAAAAUAAUAUUGAAGGUAUAAAGUUAGAAGAUGGAGCUUACUUAAUUUUGGAUGAAAAUGGAUAUGUAGGAAUAACAGAGAUUAAAAGAUCUUUUCUGGCAAGUCCAGGUGUGGAUCCUAGUUUGCUUUGUGAUGGUUGGGUUGAAAACCAUUAUAAAUGGAUUGUAUGGAAAUUGGCGUCAAUGGAUAGAAUAAAGAUAGGGUCUAUUACUUUACCACGAGCAUUGACGCCUGCUAGAGUCAUGAUGGAAUUAAAAUACCGUUAUGAUCGAGAAAUUGAUAGAUCUCAAAGAUCGGCCAUAAGAAAAAUUUUAGAAAAAGACGAUGUUGCAUCAAAGAGAAUGGUUUUGUGUGUAGAAUCUAUUACUGGGCAUGAUGACUGUGCUAUUAUAAAUGGUUCUUUAUUAAAAGCGCCAAAAAAAGUAAUGGUAACAGAUGGUUGGUAUAGUAUUCAAGCUGACAUUGAUCACGCAAUGGUUACAAAUAUAAUAUCUGGAAAAGUAAAAGAAGGUACAAAAUUAGUAACAUAUGGAUCUGAGUUAUUAAACUGUGAACAAGGAUGUUCACCUUUGGAAGUUCCAAGUAAUGUCUGUUUAAAGCUACAUACAAAUUCAACUAGAAGAGCACGAUGGGAUACAAGAUUAGGAUACAUAGUACCUUCAGGACCUUUGUGCAUUAAAUUAAGAACUGUUAAUCCAAAUGGUGGACUAAUUGGCAAAAUUAAAGUUCUGAUUACAAGAGUAUAUCCAAUGUUAUAUCGUGAGAAAACUUCAACAGGGGAAUCCAUUACUCGUAAUGCAAGAUGCGAAGAAAAAGCGAAUAUCGCUUAUGAAAAAAAAUGUAGAUCAACCAUAGAAGCAUUUUAUGCUAAAGCAGAGAAAUGUUUUUCUAGUGGAGCUAAAAAACGUUCUUUAGAUGCAGAUAGUCCAGAUUUAGCAACAAUUGACUGGAGUGAAGAUUGUGGAAGAGAGGAAUUGGAACAAUUAAAAGAUAGGUACCGUGUAAAAGAAGAGCAAUUUAGACAAAAACUGGAAUCACAAUUACAAGAAAUUUUACCUGCUCCACGGCAAGUUACACCUCUAUUAAAAGUUCGAGUAUUUGAAGAAGAUACAAAUGCAGUUCUCACAAUCUGGUCACCUAGUGAAGAAAUUGUGGAUAUUUUAAAAGAAGGGAAUUUCAUAUCAGUUUGUAACAUCGUUCCUUUGGGAAAAAGAAAUAAUGAGCUUCAAUUAAGUGCAAGUCGGAGUACAGUAUUUAAACAAAUAAAUGUUUCUAACAUAUCUUAUCCUAAAAGAACAUAUACACCAUUGUGUGAUGUAAAUAAACCCACAUUUGCUCCAAUUUUCGGAGAACUCGAUACAGUAGGAAUUAUUGUCAGUAUUGGAAAUGAACCAUAUGGUAUGAAACAUUUUGAAGCUGUAUAUUUGGCAUAUCCGGAUGCAAAUUCUCAGUCGUCGUACAUAUCGAUAUUGUUUUGGCAUGGCAUAGACUCUCAUGGAUAUUCAGAAAUUUUGACAGUAGGAUCAUUUAUUGCUUGUAGUAAUUUAGAAUGGCGAAGAGCCACAAUGUGGAGAAUACCGAUGACGUAUUGUACGGAACGAAGUACAUUUACUCGUAAUCCUCGGCAAAAUUAUCUUCAACGACCGUUUGAAGAUUUGAAACAUUUGAUCAAGGAUACUAGUACAUAUAUAACAACAUGUGCUGAAGAAAUUUCAAAAGAAGUACAAAAGAAACCAGUGACAAGAAUGUCAGAUUCCCACAUACAAUAUAAAUCAAAUGAAAAUCUUAGUUUUGAUAAAAAGUAUAUUAAUGAUAUCUCUCAAGAACAUACAAGAUGUUUACUGAGUAACCAAUCAGGAAAGCCCAUUACGGUUCAAGAACGACUUGAAAAAUUAAAACAUUAUGGUGAACCAUCAAGUUUAUCUCCAAUUGUGCUGAAUAAUAGUUCCAAACGAGUAUUUUUAGAAUUUCAAUCACCCGUCCGAUCAACCGAUAAAGAACAAGCAAAAAGCCAUAGGUUAUCAAAUAAAAAAUUUACACAGGAUUCCAGAUGAUAAUAAAUAAUUUAACUUCUAAUUUAUUAAAUGUAUAUUAAGAUAUUAACUGUAUAUUAACUGUUUAUAUUUUGAGUAUAAUAAGAGUAUAUUCAUUUUUUAUUCGAAAUAAAUUGUAAGUUGUUAGAAAUUA
Molecule: messenger RNA, 4135 nt
Organism: Megachile rotundata (alfalfa leafcutting bee)
Lineage: Eukaryota; Metazoa; Arthropoda; Insecta; Hymenoptera; Megachilidae
Product: breast cancer type 2 susceptibility protein
Biological process (GO): regulation of DNA-templated transcription; double-strand break repair via homologous recombination
Cellular component (GO): nucleus
Source: RefSeq, a predicted model, not a curated record